Aspergillus homomorphus CBS 101889 is the source of this 1672-nucleotide messenger RNA. RefSeq names its product phosphatidylinositol-specific phospholipase C. Gene Ontology annotation, molecular function: phosphoric diester hydrolase activity. NCBI's taxonomy places the organism in Eukaryota, Fungi, Ascomycota, Eurotiomycetes, Eurotiales, Aspergillaceae. The transcript has a single exon. Gene Ontology annotation, biological process: lipid metabolic process. Bases 120 to 1553 code for a protein of 477 amino acids. The record is from RefSeq and is a predicted model, not a curated record.
UGCGAAACUUUGCUCACCCAUAAAUCCCGACACGAGUUUCUCUUUUUGUGUUCUGGAUUAUCCGUCUCUACUCCAGAUAAAGCGACAGCUUCCUCCCACGCAUGCGUGGCCGCGCUACAAUGGUUGCCGAAUACCUCACCAUCCGCAAUGUCACAUCCACCCCCAUCAGACUAAUGCGCAUUGAGCGCUUCCGGCAGCCGGAGCGGUCUUUUGACGGCGUGCACACCUUCGCAAAGAACUUCACGCGGGUCCUAACCAACGUCACACGCGCCAACACGCCCGUGGCCGCGAUCGACGACGACACGACGCCGUUCACGCACAAUGAGGCCGACUUCGAGAUCGCGCCGUUCGAGACCGUGCAGACCGAGAUCCGCGCAUUCCUCGACUCGAAAAAGGAACGCCUGCGAUGGAUCUUCGACGUCGAGGGCGAGGAGCACCAGAUCCAGACCCCGGUGCCGACCACCGAGUCCGCCACCAUGAAAGCGCUGAGCGACGACCCCAAGUUCCGGCUGACGGGCAUCUACCUGACGGCCGAGGCGCACCUGACGAUCUUCUCGUCCGCGCACCUGGAAGCCUGGAUGCAGGAGCUAGACGGCGACGUGCUACUGUCAUCGCUCUCGAUCCCGGGCACGCACAACUCGCCGACGUGCUACGUUGCGGCGCCCUCGGUGCGCUGCCAGGCCGUCGGGCCGCGCGAGCAGCUGCGCAACGGCGUGCGCUUCUUCGACAUCCGUGUGCAGCCGCAGUACCCGGACGACCCCGCGCGCGACGAACUGAUCCUCGUGCACAGCGUGUUCCCCAUCUCGCUGACGGGCAGCAAGUACUUCCGCGACCUGAUGCACGAGGUCGACGAGUUCCUGGCCGAGAAUCCGUCUGAGACGCUCAUUAUCUCGCUCAAGCGCGAGGGUCCCGGCAACCACACCGACGAGCAGCUCAGCCGCAUCCUCAGCGACCACUACGCCACCCCCGACAGUAGCUGGUACACCGACCCCAAAAUCCCCACCCUCGGUGAGGUCCGCGGCAAGGUCGUGCUGCUGCGCCGCUUCAACAUCCACGAUGACCUCAAGGCCCUCCACGACGGCCACGGCUGGGGCAUUGACGCCAGCGGCUGGGCCGACAACUGCGCCGACGCCACCUGCCCCAGCGGCCAGCUGUGCAUUCAGGACUUCUAUGAGGUCCUUCUCACCCAGAACAUCGACCAGAAGAUCCAGUACGUCCGCGACCAGUGUCAGCGCGCAAGUGGCACGUGUUACCCGUUCGGUGUGUUGGACGAUGCCUCCGCCACGCGCGAGCAUCCGUUCUUUAUCAACUUCCUGAGCGCCAGUAAUUUCUGGAAGGUCGGCACGUGGCCCGAGAAGAUCGCCGCGAAAGUGAACCCCGCGACGGUGGAUUAUUUGUGCAGGAAACAUGGGCCGGAGGAGGGGGACUGGUCCACGGGAAUCCUGGUCACGGAUUGGGUGGGCUUGGAUGGAGACUGGGAUCUGGUGCGCUGUAUUGUGGGGAUGAAUGCUCGAGUCAGGGAGAGGCGGUUGGCGCAGGUGGACGAUUGGUAGAUGGAGGAUUGCGGUAAGACAGUUACGGAGCGGUACAACAUCCAAGAUAAAAGGGAUACCAAGCGGAGACAUGUAUCCAUUGAAAAUUGCUUUGAAGAUAAGCAAAGCGCAGCUGAGCC